Messenger RNA from Toxoplasma gondii ME49, 1326 nucleotides. Its product is annotated as myosin-light-chain kinase. Gene Ontology annotation, biological process: intracellular signal transduction; protein phosphorylation. The transcript is spliced from 2 exons. Gene Ontology annotation, molecular function: ATP binding; protein serine/threonine kinase activity. Lineage: Eukaryota; Apicomplexa; Conoidasida; Eucoccidiorida; Sarcocystidae. The record is from RefSeq and is a predicted model, not a curated record. The coding region runs from base 1 to 615 and encodes 204 amino acids.
AUGAGCAUCUUGGGAAAGCAUACGGCGACCGUCGGAGACCGAUACAAGGUCGUUAAGAGUGGCCUAUCACGUGCGGCGAAGUUGUAUAUCACCCGGCAGCUGCUGCAGGCUGUUGCGUGGCUACAUGCCAAUGGCGUGGCUCACAACGACUUGAAGCUAGAGAAUGUCCUUCUCAGUGCAGAAGGAAAGGCUGUCAUUGCGGAUUUUGGUUUCGCAGUGAAGCUUGGAACCGCAUCAGCCAUUCAGUUCACUGCUCCCUAUUUGGAUCCGCAAACCGCAGAGGCAGUGCUUCAAAAGAAAACGAAAACGACCGCGAGUGAGGAAAGAGAUGCAUGGGCGUUAGCAACUCUCCUGUUUUUGCUUUGGUGUGGAUCGUUUCCAUACGUAUCGGAUGAGCAGGCCGACCUCCCCACCAGCGACUUGCUGAAAUUGCUGGUGACAUUGGGAAAGACAGAAAAGCCAGCGCCGAACUUCCAUCUGUGUAAAGACCUCCCACCUGCGGUGGGACAUCUCGUAACCGCAUUUCUACAGUGGAACAGCGACAAUCGGUCUCGCCCCGGGGAUGUUCUUGACGAUUUCCUUGCUGCUACAGUGUCCGAAGGAGCGAGCGCCUAAGCGAGUGUAUGAAAUGGAAAUCCAUGUUACCCGCAUCCAGGUCUCAGCACCAGCGAUCCCAAAAACAUGCUAUUGCCUCCACCACUCGAUCAACCAACAAGACGGGGCAGUUCGGUUGACUUCAUCAGCUGCGAAAGCGACAGUGUCAGAGCCGCGGGAGGCCGGGCGUCUUCGAUCACGCGGCAACAUUGGCGAAGGUCGACGGCAGACUUAAACCCAUUCUGGCGGUGACACAUGCAUUGGUACUUGUUCUCAAACAGGAGAUGUCUCUGAAGUUCAAGCGUUAAGACGACGCAACACUCGGGGUCCGAUUCUGAAACAUUUACCCAGGCCUGUUGCCCCCAUCAGUAUCUGGUGCCUCACCAGCAAACGUCAAACUGAAGUCGCAGCAUAGAGCCAAUAUGGGACAGUGACGCACGCCAACACUCUGCGAAAACCAGCGUAAUCACAGAACCGCAACUUUCGUACGUUCAUGAUGGAUUCGUAGAGGGGUGGUCGCGUAACUGCAGCUUCACACGUUCUCCCGUCCAUUUUCUCUGGGUGGUGACCCCUGCCCCGCAGCUGGCUAGCUGGUGCUUCCGAGUCAAGAGCGUGUUGAGUCCCUGCUUGGGGUCCUUCAGUUGCUUGUGAUGCUGAAGCCACGCAAAACGACAAACAUGUUAGGGACCAGAAGGCACCAAUUAUACAGAGCAUUUGUUUUGUCAAAGGGCG